ACAUUUCAGUGAACUAAUCCGAAUUGCAGUGCGCCGCCAGCACAACAGAGGGCACAUCAGUGUUUUGAUUUCAUUGAACUUUUGUGGUCAAAAUAAUCGAAGAAGAAAAGGUUCCUCAGAUGAGGAAAAUGGCCGACGUUGAGAUGGAUGUCGCGUCCAGUAGAAUGAAUAAUGGCAACGAACACGUGAAGCAGGAUCUGGAGAGCCAUGAAAAAAGUGGAAAUGAGGACAGCGGAGACAUGUCCGAGGAGGAAGAAGAGGAGGAAGAGGAGGAGGCAGAGACUAAUGGCGAGAAGACAGAAGAAGGGUCCAAACAUCACAGCAGCAGUGGCAAACACAAGAGGAAAAAACACAAGCAUCGUAGUAAGCACAAAAAACACAAGCAUGCCUCUGACGAGGACAAGGACCGCAAACGCAAGCAUCGUCACAAACACAGGAAACACAAACGCAAAGAGGGCUCCUCUCCCUCUGCCGCUGCCCUCUUUGCCUCCUCCGGCCACAGAAAAAUUGAAUCCUCUCCUUCCUCUGGAAAUCCAAGUCUGGACGACAGGGCCUUGCUGGAGGACUUGGAGAAACAGAGGGCCAUGAUCAAAGCUGAGCUGGACAGCCAGUUGAUGGAGGGCAAGGUCCAGUCAGGCAUGGGCCUGAUCCUUCAGGGUUAUAACUCUGGAUCCGAAGAGGAUGGAGAAGCUAGGAUCAGAAAUGGCGAACAGCGUCAAAGGGGCAGCUCAGGUAAACCCACAUCUCCCAGAGGGGGAAAAGGUGGGAAAUCUAGACGGGACUCAACAGAGGGCAAUAAGUCCAGCUCCAAGCGUCGCAGUCGGAGUAAGUCUGCGGACAGGCUAGCACAGGCCAAGGAGUCCAAGCAGGACAAGGUGACCAAAACCACCAAGGACACAGCCGUAAAAGACAGAGGGCGCGGCAGAAGCAGGUCGAAAGACCGAAAGCAUUCAGACAGCACUGAUUGGUCCAAGGAGAGAACCAGGAAGUCCAACUCCCCCACCACCUGGAAAGGAGAGCAGAAAGGCGGCCGCCCUGAUAGACGUUCCCCUCCACAGCGGGAUGACAGGCCAAACCAGGAGAGAGGGAGCCGACAGUCCAGAUCGCCCGGAAGAGAACGGCCAAGUCGCUCGGACACUGACAGGGACAAAAGGCCAGCCAAGUCCCCAUCCAAGGACGCUUCGUUGGGGAAAGAGAACCGCUCCCCUCAUAGACGAGGGCCUCACAGCCCCAUGAGGAAACGCAGUGCUUCCCCUCGCCACAGGGAUGCCCACCACCCCCCGGCUAGCGCCUCAGACAGGACAACGAAACCGGGCAACUCUCCAUCAAGAACGAGGUCCCCCCCCAGGAGAGCCCGCAGCCGCUCACCAGACGCCAGGAGGAGGGAUGUUGACAGGCAGGACUCACCGCUGAGGAAGCGCCCCCGGCCAGAUGCGGGGCCAGGCAGAGAUCGGUCACGAGAGAACAGUCCCCGGGCAGCCGCUCGCCGCCGGAUGAGUCGCUCGCCUCUAAGAAGACGGUCCCUGUCACCACGACGACGAUCCCGCUCUUCGCCCCACAGACGGAGCAGGUCUCCACUGGGACACAGGUCUGGGGAGAGAGACAGGUACGGUAGGCUCCGACAGUACCGACGCUCAAUGUCCCGUGAUCGGGACAGGAGAAGAAGACGCAGCAGAGAUGAGGACAAGUUCAAGGGCAGCCUAUCAGAGGGCAUGAAAGUCGACAAGGAAUCCUCCGAGGAAGAAGUGUUAGAAGACUUUGACGGAGAGGAGGUAGAUGAAGAGGCUCUCAUUGAACAGCGCCGCCAGCAGCGCUUGGCCAUUGUCCAGAAAUAUAAGGUUGUGAGUGACGACACCAACAUGGUGUCAGAGCCCAGCAGCCCUCAGAGCAGCACACGCAGCCGUUCACCCUCACCUGAUGACAUCUUGGAGCGAGUAGCGGCGGAUGUCAAGGAGUAUGAACGCGAGAACCUCAACACCUUUGAGGCCAGCAUCAAAGCCAAGCACAACCUCAUCUCCCAGGAGAAAGACGGAGCAAACCCAAAGAAGCCUUCAGCCCCCGACAUGUUUACAGAGUCAGAUGACAUGUUUGCUGCCGACUUCGAUAGUGCCAGGAUGAGAGCAGCAGGAGUAGGGAAGGACUUCAAGGAGAACCCCAACCUCAGGGACAACUGGACUGAUGCUGAGGGUUACUACCGGGUGAACAUUGGGGAGACACUAGACAAGCGCUAUGAUGUUUAUGGCUACACUGGCCAGGGUGUGUUCAGCAACGUGAUCAGAGCCAGGGACACUGCCAGAGCCGGCCAGGAGGUGGCAGUCAAGAUCAUCCGAAACAAUGAGCUCAUGCAGAAGACCGGGUUGAAAGAGUUAGAAUUCCUCAAGAAGCUGAAUGAUGCUGAUCCUGAUGACAAGUUCCACUGCCUUCGCCUCUUCAGGCACUUCUAUCACAAGCAGCAUCUUUGUCUGGUCUUUGAGCCUCUCAGUAUGAAUUUGCGAGAGGUGUUGAAAAAAUACGGUAAAGACGUUGGGCUCCACAUCAAGGCUGUGCGUUCCUACAGUCAGCAGCUCUUCUUGGCCCUCAAGCUGCUCAAACGAUGCAACAUACUCCAUGCUGACAUCAAGCCAGACAAUAUCCUGGUGAAUGAGUCAAAGACCAUUUUGAAGCUGUGUGACUUUGGUUCUGCAUCCCAUGUUGCUGACAACGACAUCACCCCUUACCUGGUCAGCAGAUUCUACAGAGCUCCAGAAAUCAUCAUAGGAAAGCCGUACGACUACGGGAUUGACAUGUGGUCUGUUGGCUGCACUUUAUAUGAGCUUUACACUGGCAAAAUCCUGUUUCCUGGAUCUUCCAACAAUCAUAUGAUCAAACUAGCUAUGGACCUCAAGGGCAAGAUGCCCAACAAGAUGAUCCGUAAAGGCUCGUUCAAAGACCAGCACUUUGACCAGAAUUUAAACUUCCUGUACAUUGAAGUAGACAAAGUGACAGAAAGGGAGAAGGUGACAGUGAUGAGCACCAUCAACCCCACCAAAGACCUGCUGACUGACAUGAUUGGAGGCCAGCGACUGCCUGAGGACCAGAGGAAGAAAGUGAUGCAGCUGAAGGACCUGCUGGAUGGCACUCUGAUGCUGGACCCAGCCAAACGCAUCAGCAUCAACCAGGCCCUGCAGCACCCCUUUAUCCAGGAGAAGAUCUGACACCCUGAACGCCACACACUCCCAGAGCAGACAAAGAACCAACCACUAAACCAGCUCUGACAGGAACUCUGCAGUGAGGCAGCCAACCCACAGACAGGAUUUUUUUGGUUCUUCCUCAACUUUAUUUUGUUUAUGGAUACGUAAUUGUGUUUUAUUGUAAAUAGAUCAUUGAAAUGGUAGCCAUUCUUGAAGACAUUGAUUUUGCGAUUCAUCAUUGUAAACUUCCCCUCAUACCUGGCAAUGCAGUUAUGGACUAUUUUUUUUUUUUUUUUUUUUAAAUUUAACUGGCAUUGGAGUGACAGAUGUUUAAGUAAAAGAUAUAAUUCCUGUAAAUACUGUAUGUCGAUUGCAUUAACAAU
Molecule: messenger RNA, 3553 nt
Organism: Perca flavescens (yellow perch)
Lineage: Eukaryota; Metazoa; Chordata; Actinopteri; Perciformes; Percidae
Gene: prpf4bb
Product: pre-mRNA processing factor 4Bb
Exons: 16
Coding region: 120-3194 (1024 amino acids)
Biological process (GO): peptidyl-serine phosphorylation; mRNA cis splicing, via spliceosome; peptidyl-threonine phosphorylation
Molecular function (GO): protein serine/threonine kinase activity; ATP binding
Source: RefSeq, a predicted model, not a curated record